GAGAGAGCGUGAAUGAAAAAUGAGCGAGCACACGCGAAGCUGGACAACUCAUCUAUUGGCUAUCGGGAAAAAGGGGCGAAUCCAAGAACAUAAAUUGUGAUAGUAGUAGGGGGCCGAGGGAGGUGUCUUUGCAGUUGCAGACAUUAAAUCAAAAGCUCUCCAAACAAUAACUUACAGACACACCACUUCCAACCAAUAUUCUUUUUCUAUGUUAACUUUAUAAUAAUUCUUUUAAUUGUCAUCUACCUUAAAGACAGAGCCAUUUACCAACUUACCAAAGCGUCUUUCACUCAACUCUCUCAUUCCUUUGCAGCUAUUUUUCAGUUUUUUAAUUGAGUUUGGUUCAUUUUAUAGGACUGAUUCAGUUCAACUUAAGUAAAAAAAAAAAAAAAACAGAAUUGAGUGAUUAUAUUUAUAUCCAAUCUAGUUCCUUUCUAAAUUCAUACUCUGCUAUAAACAAUAUAGAAAACGACAAACUCCCACCUCCUCUCCCUCCCAAAAAUAUAUUCUCUCUUCUCUAAACAAAAAAAUUAAUAAACUACCUCUCUUCGGAAUAGUGAGUAGUGAGUACCGUCUCUGGCUUCGUGGGUUGCAAGUGCAAGCUUUGGCUACUGUGCAACUCUCAAAGUAGAGUUAAUUUUUUGUGAACUCCUAAACUGUACCCCCCUAAUACUUUACUAGUAUAUUAAUGAAAAGAAUAGCACGCCAAAAACCCGUACUCUGAAUCCCGAAAUACCAAAACCCACAUGCACCCCUUCCAUUUCCCGAACCUUUAUCAUCACCUUCCUCAGGACCACAUUCUCCCCCUCCCCAAUACCACCCUCAAUCCCUCAUCAUCUCAAGGGCCAAGGGUUUUGAUAAAAACAUAUUGUUUUCGGAAAAAUACCAAAACGGAUCAUACCUCCUAGUCCUACAUCAUCUCCACCAACCUCCUUUUUCUUACUAACUUACAUUUGUUCGUAUUCCUCCCCUACUAAAACAACUCUUUUCAUUUUCCAAAAUAGGAGAAAUAAAAGAAUGAUAAGUUUAUCAGAUUUCUACCAUGUUAUGACCGCAGUUGUGCCACUCUAUGUGGCUAUGAUCCUCGCUUACGGUUCCGUAAAAUGGUGGAAAAUUUUCAGCCCAGAUCAAUGUUCUGGCAUUAACAGGUUUGUUGCUUUAUUUGCUGUUCCUCUUCUUUCUUUCCAUUUCAUUUCAAGCAACAAUCCUUACUCGAUGAACCUCAAGUUUAUCGCGGCCGAUUCCCUCCAGAAGGUGAUUGUUCUGACUGUGCUAUUCGUCUGGAGUAAAUUCAGCAAGCGUGGCUCGCUCGAAUGGACAAUCACUCUCUUUUCUCUUUCCACCCUUCCAAACACACUUGUAAUGGGCAUCCCUUUAUUAAAAGGAAUGUACGGGGACUUCUCCGGUAGUUUAAUGGUACAAAUUGUUGUCCUCCAAUGUAUCAUUUGGUAUACAUUAAUGUUAUUCAUGUUCGAAUACCGAGCUGCAAAGAUGCUGAUAUCAGAACAAUUCCCCGACACUGCUGGCUCAAUCGUAUCCAUACACGUCGACUCCGAUGUAGUAUCAUUAGAUGGGCGGCAGCCGUUGGAGACGGAGGCCGAGAUUAAGGAAGAUGGAAAGUUGCAUGUAACAGUCCGCAGAUCAAAUGCAUCAAGGUCUGAUAUCUUCUCAAGAAGGUCUCAUGGAUUUUCCUCUACCACUCCUCGUCCUUCGAAUUUAACAAAUGCAGAGAUCUACUCCCUUCAGUCGUCGCAUAAUCCGACGCCGCGAGGCUCCAGCUUUAACCACACUGAUUUCUACUCAAUGGUUGGUGCUGCUGGUGCUGGUGCUGCUAGGAGGUCCAACUUUGGUGCAGGGGAUGUUUAUGAAUUAGGACUAACCACUUCUAGGGGUCCCACUCCAAGACCGUCUAAUUUUGAAGAGGAAAGUGGAGGGAAUAGUAACAGGACUAAUAAGUAUGGUCAUGCUCAUUACCCUGCCCCUAACCCGGGGAUGUUUUCACCCACUAAGAAAGAUGCAAGUGUUAAUGCUAAUAAUACUAGUACUAAUACUACUACGACGACGAAUAAUAACCUGAAAAAGGGUAAGGGAGGAGAAGAAGGAGGGAAAGAUCUUCAUAUGUUUGUAUGGAGUUCAAGUGCUUCUCCUGUAUCGGAUGUAUUCGGUGGACAACAUGAUCAAUAUGCUGUUUCAGACCAGGCUGUUAAAGAAGUCCGAAUGAACGUGUCUCCUGGUAAAGUGGAGGGUGGAAGAGAUAACCACGAAGAGUACUUGAGUAAAGAUGAAUUCAGCUUUAGAAAUAGAGGAUUAGAAGGAGAAAUGAAAGACCAUCAUCAGGGUAGCAAAAUGGAAGAUGGGACGUCCAAAAUUUUGCCUCCAGCAAGCGUUAUGACAAGGCUCAUUCUCAUCAUGGUUUGGAGGAAACUUAUAAGAAAUCCUAAUACUUAUUCAAGUUUAAUUGGCCUUACGUGGUCUUUGAUCUCCUUCAGGUGGCAUGUAGAGAUGCCGGCCAUCAUCGCAAAGUCCAUUUCAAUAUUGUCCGAUGCAGGUCUUGGCAUGGCCAUGUUCAGUCUCGGUCUGUUCAUGGCUUUGCAACCAAGGAUUAUAGCAUGUGGCAAUUCCGUAGCAACUUUUUCAAUGGGAGUAAGAUUCCUUACAGGCCCAGCUGUCAUGGCCGCUGCUUCUAUUGUUGUUGGCCUACGUGGCGUACUUUUACAUGUUGCCAUCGUCCAGGCAGCACUGCCACAAGGAAUAGUUCCGUUUGUGUUUGCAAAGGAGUACAAUGUGCAUCCUGACAUUUUGAGCACGGGUGUCAUAUUUGGGAUGCUAAUCGCGUUACCUAUCACACUCGUUUACUACAUUUUGCUGGGCCUAUGAACUCUUAUUUGUUGUUUGCAAACUUUAAGACUAAGAGGUCAACUCGAUAAUGCUUUUAGAUAGUGGAAAAGUAAGUAAAGAGGUGAAAAUCAGUGGAUUUUAUGAAUUUCUUUCUUUGGAAACAAAAAAAAAAAAAGUUAAAUUGUGCUUGUAGGCCAUUUAUUAAUAGAAAAUGCAUCAUAAAUAUUUAAAUUUCUACUUA
Messenger RNA from Beta vulgaris subsp. vulgaris (sugar beet), 3079 nucleotides. Its product is annotated as probable auxin efflux carrier component 1c. Gene Ontology annotation, cellular component: endoplasmic reticulum; plasma membrane. Bases 1018 to 2877 code for a protein of 619 amino acids. Gene Ontology annotation, molecular function: auxin efflux transmembrane transporter activity. Lineage: Eukaryota; Viridiplantae; Streptophyta; Magnoliopsida; Caryophyllales; Amaranthaceae. Gene Ontology annotation, biological process: auxin polar transport; auxin export across the plasma membrane. The transcript has 6 exons. The record is from RefSeq and is a predicted model, not a curated record.